AAGCAACUCUCCCCUUGAUUUCAAGCGUCUCUUGUCCUUUCAUGCUGCCACAUGUGUUUUCUUGGGGGAAUUUGGAGCCUGCUCAGUAAUUUCCUGUUGCAACCUCAUCUCGGCUUCUGACAUGCUCUCUUAGUCACACAAGCAUGUUCAGGGCAGUUUUAAUCAACCCGAUCCCCACAGCGAGCCACAGGAGGCCUCCAGAGACCCAGUGGGCUCUGCCGUGCCGGGGGAAAGCCGUGUGCCUGUGUGUUUAAGUGAUCUGGGCGGGCUGAACACGCUGCCGAUGGCAGAGGAAAGGCACAGCAUCUCUGGCAGCAGUGCCACCGCCGUGGCCGUCGGCUCCGAUCCAGGAGGCGACGAGGCCCCUUUGGGGUACCCUCUGAGCGUCUGCAAGGAUGCUCUGCCUGCGCCGAAAUAUCUUUGCAGCCACUGCAAGGGGGUGCUGAGGAGAGCCCUGCAGACCGCCUGCGGACACCGUUACUGCUCGGCGUGCCUGGCCUGGAUUAUACAAAACGAUAAAACCCCAAUUUGUCAGAGUUGUAAGGCGGACGAUGCUGGCGCCGUAAAUGAAAGAAGUUUACUGUCGGUAGAAAAGGCGUUUAGCGAUGCAGCCAUUAACAAGGAGAUUUCGGAACUUGACGUGCAUUGUGGAAUCCCUGACUGUACCUGGACCGGCCUCCUGAAGACAUUGGAAGAGCAUCAGAGCACAUGUGAACAUGUCCUAACCCCGUGCCACUUUGGGUGCGGACAGAAGGUGGCGCGGAAGAAGCUGGCGGAUCAUUGGCAGACCUGCCCAGACGGCGGCACCUCAGGCAGAAGCUGCAACUCAAAGGUUUGCCGUCAUGAGCACCCGGAUCCUCCGGAACCUCCCAAGGGCGAAGAUGGGUGUCGGUUUUCCAGGAUUGGAUGCGUGUUCAAGGGCGACGCAGAAGAGAGGGACGAACACGAGAGAAUUGCUUUGGCGAUCCACUUAGCCCUUCUGCUCCGACAUGUGCAGCAACGCAUGGCCAGUCUGUGCCCCACAGGUGGUGGGGUGAACAUGUGUUUGAGGGACGCCAGGGCUCUGAAAGGCCUCUUCUUCAGCCUCUAUCAUCAGAGGGCCUUGGAAGGGGACUCUUUGCCUCUGGACGGGGAGCGAGCCGGCGGUCCAAUGCCGGCCAGGAGAGCAAAGGAGGUCUCCGUGCUCGAAGCCAAGCUGUGCGUGUUUGAAAACAUCGCCUCUGUGCUGAGCAAAGAGAUGGAUCUGUCGCGCCAGAGGAUGGUCGCUUUCCGGCGGCAGAGAGGACUGGACCAGGACACGAUCCGUGGCUUGGAGCUGAAGAUUGCUGAUCUCCAGCGACGCCUGGCACAGAAAAAUACAGCCCUGGAGAGAGUCCAGGAGCGCCUCCAGUUGGCCGAGCAGGCUUCCCACGAUGGCACCCUUCUGUGGAAGAUCACAGAUGUACAUCGGAAGUGCUAUGAAGCCCUGAGCGGAAGGGUUGGUAGUCUGCAGUCUCCCGCAUUCUACACGGCACAAUAUGGCUACAAACUGUGCAUGAGGCUUUUCCUGAACGGUGAGGGGAGAGGCAAAGGGAGCCACGUUUCGCUCUUCCUGGUGCUACUGAAAGGGGAUUACGAUGCACUGCUGCCGUGGCCUUUUGCACACAAGAUCACCUUUAUGCUGCUGGAUCAGAACAGUGGUGAGCAUCUAAUCCACACUUUCCACCCGGAUCCAACCUCCGUCGCUUUCCAGAGGCCCGUGACGGACAUGAACGAAGCUAGCGGCUGUGCCAGAUUUCUUCCGCUGGCCAAACUGCAGUCCCCAAAACAUGCCUAUUUAAAAGAAGGCACCCUUUUCCUCAAGGGCGUGGCGGAACCUGCACUGUGAGAACAUGCCCGGCAAAAGUUCUGGUGGUGGGACGGGUGGUGACCCGAGCUGAAGCCUGAAGAGACACAUCGGAAACGGGAGCUGCAAAAGAGCUGAUCUGCAUCUGCACAAAGGCUGAUUUGGGCCCUGCAAAAGAGCUGAUUGGCAUCUGCAAAAAGGUCAAUUUGGGCACUGCCAUUCGCAAAAAGGCUGAUUUGGGCCCUGCAAAAGAGCUGAUUGGCAUCUGCAAAAAGGUCAAUUUGGGCACUGCCAUUCGCAAAAAGGCUGAUUUGGGCCCUGCAAAAGAGCUGAUUUGCAUCUGCAAGAAGGUGGAUUUGGGCACUGCAGUUACUCAUGGUUAUGGGGACAAUUAGCAUGUGAAAUUUCUUGCUUCCAGGCCCCAGUUCUGGGUGUUGUGAGUUUGAGGCAGUAUAUAGGGCAGUGUGUUUGUGUGAUUUUGCUGGUGUGUGUAUGUGCGUUAGGUGCUGAAUUGUCUAAGUUCAGCAUCCCGUGGUGAUGGAGGAGGUCUCUGUAUCAUAUUCAUGAGCAGAGCAAAUGCCAAGUUAGGGCUGCAACUUUUAAUCGAUUAAUCACUGGGAAAAUAAGGUUGCUACCCCAUUAAAGAGCCUCCCUAUCUGCAAUAGGGGCAUAAUAAUCCUGGCCUCCUCUACAGGGUUGUUGUAAUUUUGUAAGGAUGACUGGGAUAGUGUCUGUGAACACUGCAGACACUGUAGAUAUGCAAAAUAAUAACAGGUAUGGACCUGCAACACAAUGUUGCAAUAUGUCCUUGGUGUGCAUGUGCCACCUGAGCCUGCGCCUUAGCAUGCUGAAAGUUUCAGGUACCUUUCCCCCUCAGAAGCAGGAGUCGUGACAGUCCUGAGGGAGUAUUCUUCAAGCUGAGAAAGAAAGUUUCUCAGUCUUUUUAUUAAAGCCCCCCCACACACACACACACCAUUGCCACUGAGUUCCAUUAGAUCCGCCCACCUGAUUGUCUGUUAACUGCCUUCUGAGUCCGUGAACAUUCCGCUCCCUUGAAUUACAGUUUUUUUAGGGAGUUGCCCCCCCUUAAGUUUCCUUUUUUCAGAUGUUUGUGAACACAAUAUAUCUGCCGGAACCUCCCUCUCACUCACAGGUCUUGCGGUUAUGUGUCCGUGAGGACCAUGACAUGCAACUCUUUUGGAAAUCAGUAUAAAGAUAAUUCAUAUUUUCUGAGGCUGGUGCAUCCUUUGCCUUGCUCUGAAUUAGCAGCCGGAUGCAGGAUGCCAAUUUCCGCCCCAUCCUUCAAAAAUACAGCUUUGAAGUAGACAAACCCUAGCUGGGAAAGUAAGGCCCUAUAGAAAUGAAGGCAACGAGAGCGGCUAAUUUAAAAGCCCUGCCAGAAAUCCUGUUUCCUAAUCAAUGACAGCCAGGAACGGCUCACCUCGGAACUCGGUAAUUCCAUUUCCCAUGGUAAACAACAUGCAAAAUUGGGACGCUGGACUCAAAUGUGGUACAUAAUCAAAUAGAAAAGGCUUUUGCUGGCCAAUGCACUCAUUGCCCUUUCAAACUAGCAGCACCAUGAUGGAUCUUGAAAAAGAUAUUCUGUAUAUUGCAGGCAGCGGGUUAAGAAUCUCCCUGGCUGUGCCCGAGGAGUGCCAGAGCAGUCACAAGAACUGUGUGUCCCUUUUGUUAAGUGUAAGCUUUUGCCUAAGAACACCAGUGGAAGUGGGAAUCGGGCGCUGAGCACAAAGUGUUAGUUUCCGGAACAGCUGGCCUGGAUACUUCUCUCUCUCUCUCUCUCGAAUAAGGUUGAUGUAUGGCCAGAAAUGAUUGCCUUUAACCCAAAAUACAGAUCUGGAAAAGGAAGCUCUUCAAUUCCUGUUUGAAAAACCUGAAUGCAAAUAGCUCUUUUUGGCUUUUCCUUUGGUGGCAUUCAGAAGUUCCUACUGUACAUGCAGCUGACCUCUUGCAAGCUCCACUUGUACAUGCAGGCGACCUCUUGCAAAUGCCAAAUGUACAUGCAGGUGACCUCUUGCAAGCUUCACUUGUACAUGCAGAUGACCUCUUGCAAACUCCAUUUGUACAUGCAGGUGACCUCUUGUAAGUUCCAGCUGAACAUGCAGGUGACCUCUUGCAAAAAUUCCCGAUGUGUCUCUGCACAGCCUACAUGCAAGUGAUUUAUCUAUUUUAUUUAUUUAGUACAUUUAUAUACCGCCCCAUACAAAAAAAAGUCCCUGGACGGUUCACAGUAUCUAACCCUGCUCUGCAUAUGUCUUCACUCCAUCUAGUGAGAACAUUGGCAGGGUCUUUAUUGCAAUUUUGGAAUGUCCUUCCUCUGUUGCCUUCCACUAGAGAUGUAAAUCCUAUCCACCCCAGGUGACAUUUGGCUGCCGACUCAUUUGUUGUGGUUAUAAUUGUGUUCAGCGGCUGUUACUGCUGCCGUAAUUGGCUUUGUGGUUUGUCUGUUUAAAUUAUUGUUUCCAGUGUGUGUUUAUUCUAUGUAAGCUCCCUGGAAUGGGGGAAAGGAGCAUGUGAUGGUUUAAAUAAAUAAAUCUGUCAACUUAAUGGA
Messenger RNA from Hemicordylus capensis (graceful crag lizard), 4394 nucleotides. It is a transcript of the gene TRAF1, whose product is annotated as TNF receptor associated factor 1. The record is from RefSeq and is a predicted model, not a curated record. Gene Ontology annotation, biological process: tumor necrosis factor-mediated signaling pathway; regulation of apoptotic process; regulation of canonical NF-kappaB signal transduction. Gene Ontology annotation, cellular component: plasma membrane signaling receptor complex; cytoplasmic side of plasma membrane. The transcript has 9 exons. The coding region runs from base 284 to 1867 and encodes 527 amino acids. Lineage: Eukaryota; Metazoa; Chordata; Lepidosauria; Squamata; Cordylidae. Gene Ontology annotation, molecular function: ubiquitin protein ligase binding; tumor necrosis factor receptor binding; zinc ion binding.